Nasonia vitripennis (jewel wasp) is the source of this 1988-nucleotide messenger RNA. Its product is annotated as luciferin sulfotransferase-like. The transcript has 5 exons. Gene Ontology annotation, cellular component: cytoplasm. Gene Ontology annotation, molecular function: sulfotransferase activity. The coding region runs from base 919 to 1902 and encodes 327 amino acids. The record is from RefSeq and is a predicted model, not a curated record. Gene Ontology annotation, biological process: sulfation. Lineage: Eukaryota; Metazoa; Arthropoda; Insecta; Hymenoptera; Pteromalidae.
CUAGCAAGUUAAAGCACGCGAAGGUUGGCGUUUUUUAUUGAAUCAUAAAUUUCCCAUUAAAUCGAUUACCUUACCGCAUUUCGCAUACGAGGAAGUCUUUAGAAGAAACAAGUGUUUUUUUACUGUGAAAAGCUCAAACGUUCAUUGCCGUAAUGAAAACAUAGGUUUACUCGGAAAAUGCAUUAGUUUUCUGUACGAAUUUUCACAUUACUUAAUACAGAGGCGAAAUAAUUCCCGUGUCUCCAUCCAAUAUAAAUAUAAAUAUAUUAAUUACAUAAUACAUUUACGCAAAUAAGACCUCGUCACCAAGUUGCAUAAGUACAGCGAAUCAGCUCCUUUUUAUCGAGUUGAACGAUCCCGCGAAACAAUCUACGCGCGGCUCAUCCGUGAAAUCUCCCGAACCCGGAAAAGCCAAAAAAGUGUCUAUCGCGAGGUAGACGAAAAAAAGCCGAAGGUCAAGUCCGUAACACAGCCAGCGCAGAACAAUGAGCAGAAGGAAAGAAAGAGAAUAAGCCUGCGAACUCUCGACCUUGCUCCAGUGGCUUUGGCCGGAAAAACAAUAUUACACUAUUCGCCGGUCUUUUUUUUUAACGAUUUGCUCGUUUACGCACUUGUGCGUGUGUAUAAAAGAGUUUGGCCCGACGACAGGGGCAGCAGUUUUUCUCGAGAUGCUAUCGGCGAGUGAUGCCGAGGACCGAAAGCGAUAGUUUCGGAGCUUUCAUGUCUUGGAGUAUCUUCACGGAGAAGUCGGUUUUGUCCUCCAGGAUCAACGAUCAUUACAAAUAGUCGUUCGCUUUUUGAUGCUUUGGAUAUACUCGCAGUCCUUAUUGCAGACUUAUAGUUAAAAACUUUUUAUAUAAAAAAUAUACAAGUGGGAUAUAAUAAAUAGUAAAAUUGUGUACUGAAUUCACCGCCGACAUGCCGCCGCAAAUCGUAGCGAUCGAUCAAGAUCUCAACCGUCUUCUGAGAGACAAGUUCACUAGUGAUUUUCGCACUGGAUACAUCAACGUCGACGGUGUUUGCCUUCCGGAGUAUUACGCCAAAUUCGCCGAUGCUAUAGAGAACAUGGAAGUUCGAGACGAUGACAUCUGGGUCUGCAGUUUUCCAAAAACUGGCACGACGUGGACGCAAGAGAUGGUCUGGUGCAUCGCGAACGAUCUGGACUUCGACGGUGCCAAGGUCGUCCUCUCCGAGAGAUUUCCCUUUUUAGACCACACUCCGCUCUUCGACUACACGACGAUAAUCCCGCGAACGCCUGGUCUGGAUCUACCUGAGCUUGCGCUCGACAGCGUCGGUUUCAUCGACAGACUACCCAGUCCAAGAUUCAUCAAAACUCAUCUGCCGUUCAAUCUGCUACCACGACAGUUGCGAACCGGAGAGAAGAAACCCAAGAUCAUCUACGUGGCGAGAAACGCUAAGGACACCUGCGUAUCCUACUACCACCACUGCAAGCUUCUCGAGGGCUAUCGAGGAGACUUCGACGAGUUCUGCAGUCUCUUUUUAGGCGGAAAACUUUGCUUCGCACCUUUCUGGAAGCACGUCCUGGGGUAUUGGAACAGCAAAGAUAAGGAUAACUUUUUAUUCAUCAAGUACGAAGAUAUGAAAGCUAAUUUAGCAUCAGUGAUACAGAAGACUGCCGAGUUUUUGGGAAAGAGCUUGCAGAACCAGGAGAUAGAAGUUCUGCAAGACCACCUGAGCUUUGCCAGUAUGAAGGCCAAUCCGGCGGUUAAUUACGAAGAAGUCGUCGAGCUGAAUAAGAAGUUCAAGCUGAUCGAGACUGACGGACAGUUCAUGAGAAGCGGAAAGGUGAACCAGUGGAAGGGGAAGAUGAGCGAUCAAGUUAUCGAGCAGUUCGAUCGAUGGACUGAAGAGAAUUUGAAAUCUACUGGCCUGGCUUUUUGAUAGUUUUUCAAAUAGUAUGUACAAUAUAACGAUGAGUUGCUGUGAAUAACUGUAUGAUAAUUGCAUAAUAAAGCUUUAAUGAUAAA